Molecule: messenger RNA, 1716 nt
Organism: Zalophus californianus (California sea lion)
Lineage: Eukaryota; Metazoa; Chordata; Mammalia; Carnivora; Otariidae
Gene: MTNR1B
Product: melatonin receptor 1B
Exons: 7
Coding region: 1-1716 (571 amino acids)
Biological process (GO): G protein-coupled receptor signaling pathway
Cellular component (GO): membrane
Molecular function (GO): melatonin receptor activity
Source: RefSeq, a predicted model, not a curated record
AUGCUGGAGAACGGCUCCUUCUCCAACUGCUGCGAGGCGGGCGAGCCGGCUGUGCGCCCGGGCUGGCCGGGGGCGGGUAGCGCGCGGUCCUCCGGGACCGCCCGUCCUCCCUGGGUGGCGCCCGCGCUGUCCGCCGUGCUCAUCGUCACCACAGCAGUGGACGUCGUGGGCAACCUCCUAGUCAUCCUGUCAGUGCUCAGGAACCGCAAGCUCCGGAACGCGGGCAAUUUGUUCUUGGUGAGUCUGGCAUCGGCUGACCUGGCGGCGGCCUUGUACCCGUACCCACUAAUCCUCGCGGCCAUCUUCCAUGACGGCUGGGCCCUGGCCGAGGCGCACUGCAAGGCCAGUGCCUUCGUGAUGGGCCUGAGUGUCAUUGGCUCCGUCUUCAACAUCACUGCCAUUGCCAUUAACUGCUGCUGCUAUGUCUGCCACAGCAUGGUCUACCACCAGAUCUGCCAGCCCUGGCACAUGCCCUUCUACAUCUGCCUUGUCUCGCUCCUCACUGUGGGGGCCUUGGUGCCCAACUUUUUCAUGGGGUCCCUGGAGUAUGACCCGCGUGUCUACUCCUGCACCUUCAUCCAGGUGGCCAGCACCCGGUACACAAUGGCAGUGGUGGUCAUUCAUUUCUUCCUCCCCAUCACUGUCGUGUCCUUCUGUUACCUGCGCAUCUGGGCGCUGGUGCUUCAGGCCUGCAGGAGGGCCAGGUCAGACACCAAGCUGCGCCCGAAGCCCAGCGACAUCUGGAGCUUUCUGACCACGUUCGUGGUGUUUGUGAUCUUCGCUAUCUGCUGGGCCCCACCGAAUGGCAUUGGCCUCGCUGUGGCCAUCGACCCAGAAGAAAUACCUCCCCAGGUCCCGGAGGGGCUCUUUGUGGCUAGCUACUUCCUGGCUUAUUUCAACAGCUGCCUUAAUGCCUUAGUCUAUGGGCUCCUGAACCAGAACUUCCGCAGGGAAUACAAAAAGAUAGUCUCAGCCCUCUGGAACCCUCGGUACUGUGUUCAGAAUGCUUCCAAGGGCAGCCAAGCUCCACCUGUGGGGAAUGCCCAGCACCCUGUCCACCCACAGUUUGUGGAACUUCAUCGGGUGGACAAGAAGCUCGUCAGCACCAUGGGUUCAGGCUGUUCAGGGGAGGCCUACAGUUCCCCUCCUCCUCCUCCACACUAUCACUAUAACAGCAACAUCCUAGGACAAGGGACAGAGCCAUCUUCGGGAAAGACAGAAGAACCAGAUGGACCCAAUGACUCCCCAGUUCAUUUUAGCCUGGAAUUCCCAGUCUCAGUCUAUUUCUCAGCAUCAUCCACUGCUCCAGCCCACUCUUCCUCUCUCCUCCAGCCCCUGGGAGCCCUCGCCAUUACCUCAGGGCUCCAGUGGCCUGUCCCUGUGUCCACGCUGGCUCUGCUGGAUCACCUGGCCUGCCUUCGGCCACCAGGUGGCAAAUUAGGAAAGGAAACUGGAAUGUGGCUGGCAGCAGAAAUCAGAGGCCUAGCCAAAAGCCUGGAGUACAGGGGGUGGGCCUCAGACCCUAACGUGGAACAAUGGCAGAUCGCAAGAGCGAAGGAGAACCUUGCGAGUAUACAUCAACCUGAGUCAGGUGAGAAGACUGUGGAGAAGAAAAACGGGCCGGUGUUGGUGCCAUUCCAAGUAACAGAAAGUGCUGUGGACCCUGGCCCCUUAGCUGGCCCUCCAAAGCUGUACAAUCAGAAUGUGUUGGUAUAG